CUGCUUCCGUUCCCUUGGGUUGGGUUGUGUUGCUCCCUCUGCUGCAUUAAUUGCUCCCCUUCCCCUAUCCCCUCCUCCUCCUCCUCAUCGCCUUCUUCUUCUACCUCGCGUCGACUCCUCCUCCUCCCGCUUAGCCGCCGAGAUUUCCUCACCACUUUGUCCUCUUACCCCGCCACCACCGCCGCCUAUAUAUACGCGCCCAUCCCUGCGUCCUUGCACUUGCGCACCCACAGUGGUUGUUUUCUUGGAUGGUUGCCGCUGCGCCCUGACCUCACCUCCCUCUCCCCCAUGGAUUACUCCGCCAUGCCUUCUCCUUCUCCUUCUUCUUCUGCCGCUGCGGCGGCGGCGGCGGCGUCGGGGUGCUGCCUCGACAGGCUGUGGAGGGCGUGCGGGGGCUGCGGCGCCGCCGCCGCCUCCGCCGCCGGGUGGACGGUCUGCGCGCUGCUCACCUGCGUCUUCGCCGUCGUGGGCUCAUUAGUUGGAGUCUUCAUCGGCGCGUUCAUGGGGAUGUCCACGGAAAGCGGCAUGCUACGAGGCGCAGGCGUCGGGGUGGUCUCCGGCGCGGUCUUCUCCAUCGAGGCCGUCGAAUCGUGCAUCGAAAUCUGGAGAUCAAGUGAAUCAGGAAAAUACAGCAUUAUCUUCGUGCUUGACAUCAUCUCUAGCCUCUUCAGUGGAAGGAUUGUGUGGGAGAAGGUCAGCCCAGCACUGCAGCGCGCGGUGCAGAGUCAGAUGAGUCUACUGAGUACACCAUUCAUUGACAACAAUGACCUUUUUGAAACCGGAAAUACAGGAGGCAUGUCAAGAGAUCUAAUUAACAGAAUCCCAAAGACCACAUUCAGCGCUGCAACCAAUCCUGAUCAGGAAACUGAUAACUGUUGUGCAGUUUGCCUUCAGGAUUUUGGAGCAUCGCAAUUUGUUCGGGUCCUGCCUCAUUGCCAGCACACGUUCCACGCACGAUGCAUCGACAACUGGCUUUUCAGGCACGCAUCAUGCCCGCUAUGCAGGGCUGGUGUGCAUAUAGACCAUAUACAUAUGUAAAAUAGAACUCGCAGCGCACCUGGUGUAUUUUCAGGCGAAUACCCGUGCCCGCGGUCCGUAUCAUAAGUAUAGUCUUGUACACAUAGGAGGCCUUUUUUUCUUCCCAGUCUUUGUGUGGAGCUAUGUUCCAGCCGCACGUUUUUUUGUUACAGCAAUAACAAGUUAUGUACUAAUAUACAUUCUGAAAAAAAGAACUAAACUAACAGUCUCUGAAUUAUGGCUGUGUACUGGAGCCUCAAGAA
Oryza sativa Japonica Group (Japanese rice) is the source of this 1280-nucleotide messenger RNA. RefSeq names its product NEP1-interacting protein 2. Lineage: Eukaryota; Viridiplantae; Streptophyta; Magnoliopsida; Poales; Poaceae. The record is from RefSeq and is a predicted model, not a curated record.